GCUUGAUACAUCCUGCAAACUAUCAAACAAGGCUCACACUAUACACCUUCGAUCUGCCAAUCUAUCUCUGGAUAUUAGUUCAGUAUGGCAGGCGAGGAAGAUCCCAGAAAUACGCAAACUGCUUCCUCGCCUGGGAGCUCCCGCCAAUGGACUGAUGAUGAGAACCCCUUCGUCGCUUUCCGUCGAUUCGCCGAUGAACAAAUUUCCUCCAUGUUGCAGUCUGUUAUGGGCCUCCCGUCCUCUUCUACAUCUCCACGCUCGGAGCACUGGGCUAUUUUCUCGGACGAUCAAACCUACUCCGAUCAAACACGCCAGCGGCGGCGCCAAGGCCAAGAGUAUAGCGACGAUGGAGGCAAGGCUGAUGAUAAUGUUCCAUCAGGUUCUAGACUCAAUGACCCGUCAACACUAAAUGAUAAAUACCCGGAUCGUCCUUCCAGGUCACGUUGGUAUAACCCGGAUAAUCGGUUUGACAUCGACAUGUUCUUCAACUCGUUCUUCGAUCGGUUCUGGCUAGACGACCAUGCCAUGGCCCGUCUCUUCAGCCCGUACCACCACCCAAUGUUCUCAAGCAUGACGAGCGCCGACUCCCCUGCUUGGCCGGUCAACUAUCUCUUGUUCAGUCCGUACUCGCCUCUGCAUCUAGAGCGCCAGGCGCGCUAUCGGUCUCACCGGGAGCAGGGCGUCUUCACGUCCCUUAUGUCGUCUAUGAGUUUGUCGUCUGAAGCCGAAUGUGACCCUAAUGAACCCAAAUGGCGUGAAGCUUUCGAGGACCUUCUCCGACUCGAGAAUGGAGAGCCCAUGCUGGAUCGUGAGAGUGGAGCAGUUGCGAAACCAGAGUCUGGAAAAGAAUGGCUAGCUGGGUUGGUAAAACGGGGUAGUUUAGGGAAGCACUGGAAAUUUAGUUCUGGAUCAGAGAGCCAGCCGUGGACGAGUAUUACACUGGACCGCUUGGAUCAUUUUGACCGUCCGAAGAAUGAAGCAUCACCCUCUUUACCGGCACCAGAGAAGGCCGGUUCCGAUUCAACUACCGAGAUGUCUACCGAGAUGUCGAGCAAUGGCCCUUCGACGGAGCUGGAUCUUUAUGACCGAUUCCUCGCGGAUAUUGACGCCCGUGAGCGUGAAUUUUUUGGUGCCUUUCAUAGCCCGCUUUUGCAGUUCCUCCUAGAAGAUCGACGCAGAGGUCGAUUCGGCAUCUUCCCUUCCGAAACCAAUAACAAAGACGACACAGAGAGCUGGCUAGAUCUUGUAUCCGGUGGAAACAAGCAUACCGUCCCUGAGGCCAAAGAUGAGUCUGAGUCUACUGAAGCGCAUCUCUCCCGAGAACCAGCAUCAUCCCCGGCCGCUACAGGAGCCCAGGCUGAAAUUCCGCCAGUUCAGAACUACGUCGUUUCAAACUCAGUAAGCACAGAGCGUAUCCGCCUUCCAGAUGGCUCAGUCCAAACUAAGACCGUGCGUACGAAGAAAUACGCGGAUGGCCGUGAGGAAACCAACUCGUCCACUGAGGUUGUCAAUCCGCCGCAGGGCGAGCAGGGUCCUGAUCAGCAAUCUGGUCAGCAGCCUAAUCAGACAAAGAGCGGGUGGUUUUGGAAGGAUUAAGCUUCAAUAAGUGAUUAUCUUAUUGGAGGCUUUGCUAACGCCUGGUGCCAGUUUCUACAGAAAUAUGGGAACUUUCUGUUCCAAUCAUUCAUACUCUUUUUUCAGCGUUUGGGGGAGUUUGUGACUUCAGAAACCCAGAUCUAUAUCAUACAUGUAUUAUUUUGGUACUUUGUGAACUUCUCCAUAGUGUUUGAAUCAUAACAUAGUUGGAAGUAGCUGGCUUAUAACACACCCCUGCAGCAUACGCGGUUCGCCAAAGCAUGUAUAUUAGUCUGAACCAAGUAGUAUCACUUUAUCAUUUAAGAGU
Molecule: messenger RNA, 1903 nt
Organism: Aspergillus nidulans FGSC A4
Lineage: Eukaryota; Fungi; Ascomycota; Eurotiomycetes; Eurotiales; Aspergillaceae
Exons: 1
Coding region: 85-1596 (503 amino acids)
Source: RefSeq, a predicted model, not a curated record